AUGUCUUUGCCGCAGAGGCCAGGCAAGCCCUCUCCUCGGCGCGACGAAGGCCGCGCAUUUCGCGAAUCCUAUCAGCGCCGUCGACGAGAUAUCGACUCGGGCGCUUACAGCGAUGACCCCAUUUCCCCUUCCCACCGACAUCGUCGCCGACAUUCCAGCCACCGAAGAGCAAUGGACACCGACGAAGAGCGCAUGGACCGGAGCGGCGAUGUGAGACACAAAAAACGCAUGGUCAAACCAGAGCGUAGGAACGACGACCGCGAACAACCCAACUAUCACUAUCGUCAAAAAUCAACCCACAUGCCCACUUAUCCCUCGACAACGGGAAACGAUCCGCUGUUGGAUAACAGAGAUGGCGAGGCGGAGACGAACAGCUCGCGCAGCAUGGACAUGAAGAACAAGGAUGGUCUGUACGGUGCGCGGGGUAAUGUCAACAAGCCCAUGGAGCGGGUUCCUAGUAGACGUCGCUCAAAGAAGAAGAAGAGAGGCUCGCGGAGGUCAUCGAAGGGAGCUGCGGAUGAACAGAAACGCCUGAAGGCUAUGCAGCAGAGUGGCCCGCCCGAGCUCUGGCCAACAUAUUGUACCGUGCUCACAUUCUUCAUCCCGGACUUUGUGCUAAAAUGCUUCGGCAUGCCACAGAAAGAGCAGCGCACUGCUUGGCGGGAGAAGAUUGGCCUCAUCAGCAUCAUUCUGAUGGUCGGUGCUUUUGUUGGUUUCCUGACUUUCGGUUUCACGGCUACGGUUUGUGGUUCACCCCCGGUUCGAUUGAAGGUCAACGAAAUCAGUUCCAACUACAUGAUCUUCCACGGAAGGACAUACGACUUGGCCGGUUCAAAACACCCCGCUGCCGCUGGUAUUCCCGGUGGUUCCAAUGUUAUCUACGACUUGCCACACAAAUAUGGCGGACAGGAUGGCAGCUUCUUCUUUCAGCAGGUGAAUGGUGCGUGCAAGGGGUUGAUUACGGCUCAACCUGGUAGUGAUAUUCCAACAAAUUCCAAUGGAGAUCUCGGGUGGUAUUUCCCCUGUGCACCCUUCAACCAGGAUGGUUCGUCCUCGCCAAAUUUAACCGCUCCAUUUUACACGGGCUGGGCUUGCCACACCAGCAAAGCGGCUCGUGAGCCAUUCUACUCGCUGAAAAGUGAUGGAGAUGUGUACUACACAUGGGAGGAUACGAAGAACAAGAGUCGAAACCUGGCGGUAUACUCCGGAAAUGUGCUCGACCUUGACCUUCUCGCUUGGUUCGACCGUACUCAGGUGUCCUAUCCCAAACAAUUCGACGAGCUCCGCAAGAACCCGGAUGUCCGCGGUGUUGAUCUUACUUACUACCUACAAAGUGGGGAAGAGAAGAAGAUCGGCAAGUGCUUGGCGCAGAUUAUCAAAGUCGGCAGCAUCGACACUGAUACUAUUGGCUGUAUCGCGUCGAAAGUCGUGCUCUACGUAUCCCUGAUCUUUAUUCUCUCCAUCGUGGUUGUGAAAUUCGCUUUCGCCCUGCUUUUCCAGUGGUUCCUGAUCAACAGGUAUGCCGCGCAGACCACGAGCAUGUCCUCCGAUGCUCGGACUCGCAAUCAGCAGAUCGAAGACUGGUCCAACGACAUCUAUCGGCCCGCUCCUCGAAUCGCCGAAACCACCAUUUCCGAUCGCUUCAGCAAACGUUCCAGUUUCUUCCCGACCACUUCCCGUUUCUCGAGUCCGUACAAUGUGAGCAGCAGCACUGGCAGCAAGCAAAAGCCCAUGUAUAUCACGAUGGCGAGCCAGAACUCAACUUCUCGUCUCAUGCCCAGCUCUAGUCCUAGCACUAUGUACAAGUUAAGCCACAGUGGUAGCGGGGGAACCCUGAGCGCUGAUAACUCUCGGCAUAACCCUGCUGCAAGUCGGACUAGCUUGAUUCCUCCCGCCCAGGGUCAGCAAGAUUCGGGUUAUACCACACUGUCGACGGAUCAUGAUGGCUCGGGUCCUGCUGCCUUCAUUCACGAGGCUGUUGUUCCUCAGCCUCCGCCUGAAUGGCAGCCAUUCGGCUACCCUCUAGCUCACAGUCUUUGUCUGAUUACUUGCUACUCUGAAGGCGAAGAGGGUAUCAGGUCGACUUUGGAUUCAAUUGCCACGACCGACUACCCGAACAGCCACAAAACGAUCUUGGUCAUCUGUGAUGGUCUUAUCAAGGGCCAGGGAGAGGAAUUUUCCACGCCAGAUAUUGUCUUGGGCAUGCUCAAGGACCCUGUUAUUCCCAAGGACGAGGUCCAGCCCUAUUCCUAUGUGGCCGUCGCUACUGGCUCCAAGCGACACAAUAUGGCCAAAGUCUACACUGGGUUCUACGACUACGGCGAUACUUCGAUCAUCCCGGCGGAAAAGCAACAGCGUGUUCCUAUGAUGGUGGUUGUCAAGUGCGGAACUCCACAGGAGUCAACGCUAUCAAAGCCUGGUAAUCGAGGCAAGCGAGACAGUCAGAUCAUUCUCAUGUCUUUCCUCCAGAAGGUCAUGUUCGAUGAGCGUAUGACGGAACUCGAGUUUGAGAUGUUCAAUGGCCUGUGGAAUGUCACAGGCAUCGCGCCGGACUUCUACGAGCUUGUUCUCAUGGUCGAUGCCGAUACCAAGGUGUUCCCGGACAGCUUAACACACAUGGCCUCGGCCAUGGUGAAGGACCCAGAAAUCAUGGGUCUCUGCGGAGAGACCAAGAUCGCUAACAAGACCGACAGCUGGGUAUCAAUGAUCCAAGUCUUCGAGUACUUCAUCUCUCACCACCAAGCCAAAUCAUUCGAAUCCGUCUUUGGUGGUGUCACCUGUCUCCCUGGAUGUUUCUCCAUGUACCGAAUCAAAGCCCCCAAGGGCGGCCAAAACUACUGGGUCCCGAUUCUCGCAAACCCCGACAUCGUUGAACACUACUCGGAAAACGUCGUCGACACCCUCCACAAGAAGAACCUGCUCCUUCUUGGUGAAGAUCGCUACCUCACGACCCUGAUGCUCAAGACCUUCCCGAAACGCAAACAGAUCUUCGUCCCCCAAGCCGUCUGCAAAACAGUCGUUCCUGACUCAUUCCUCGUCCUGCUCUCUCAGCGCCGUCGUUGGAUCAACAGUACCGUCCACAACCUCUUCGAACUGGUCCUCGUCCGUGAUCUGUGCGGAACCUUCUGUUUCAGCAUGCAGUUCGUCAUCUUCAUCGAGCUGAUCGGAACCCUCGUCCUACCCGCCGCCAUCUCAUUCACCAUCUACGUCGUCAUCGUCUCCAUCGUUAGGAGACCCGUCCAGAUCAUUCCGCUCGUUCUGCUUGCCCUGGUCUUGGGUCUGCCGGGUGUUUUGAUCGUCGUCACGGCACACAAACUCGUCUACGUGCUCUGGAUGUUGAUUUACCUCCUCUCGCUUCCGGUCUGGAACUUCAUUCUGCCCAUGUAUGCGUUCUGGAAGUUUGAUGACUUCAGUUGGGGUGACACCCGGAAGACUGCAGGGGAGCAGGACAAGGGACAUGGUGAUGGCGAGGGUGAGUUUGAUAGUACGAAGAUCACGAUGAAGCGGUGGCGGGAUUUUGAAAAAGAACGCCGCCUGCACAGUGCUUGGUCCCAGCCGCAAGCUUCGACGGAUCCUUAUCCUUCGCAGCACGAGACAUACUCACAUUUUUAA
Penicillium digitatum Pd1 is the source of this 3612-nucleotide messenger RNA. It is a transcript of the gene chsF, whose product is annotated as chitin synthase CHS3. Gene Ontology annotation, molecular function: chitin synthase activity. Gene Ontology annotation, cellular component: cell septum; cell periphery. NCBI's taxonomy places the organism in Eukaryota, Fungi, Ascomycota, Eurotiomycetes, Eurotiales, Aspergillaceae. The record is from RefSeq and is a predicted model, not a curated record.